AUGGGCGCGGGCCAGUCAACCGAUUAUAGUGGAGCCUCUCCGGAGGAGCUAAGCCACUUGCUGGCUGAGCGGUUCGCGACAAAAUGUUUCACGCCGUUGGAGUUGACGCACUUCAAAGACAACUUUUUCUCACGAGCAGCAGAGCAAGGAGGUCUCCGUUACUGGAAUGAGCAGAUUCUCUCAGACUUUCUGGGGAUCCCAGAUGGUAGCUUUUCUAGCGCGGGCGAAAGUUCCCUAGAUGCUGGUCCAGUUCUAUUCCGGAUGGUCUCUUACUUAGCGGCGUUCCCGUUCCAAAAUACCUUGGCCCCAAGCGUUCUGACGUUUGAGGCGAUGGUGAAAGUGGUUGUACUGCUGACUGAGCGUUACGGCAAAGUACUCCGCAGAGGAAGAAAAGACCGGAUCAAACUGCUCUUCGGAAGCCUUGCUGACGUUGGGAGGAAGCAUGUCGAACAGCAUUCCGAGAAGGGAAGGAAAGAGGAUCACUCAUCGGCUGAAAAUACAGAUGAAGAACCAUGUCCAGCCAAGUCACAUGCGGCCGGGUUCUCUAUCGACGAACCUGCCAAUGACGAGUAUGAUGAGGAUGAAGAUGACGAUCUUGCCCUCGCGGCUUUGGAAUCUCUCGACGCAAUUGACGUGUUCAAACAUGACCACCGUGUGGACAAGACCGUAUACGAGACGGGAAUCUCUCUUGAUACUUUUUGCCGCCUGAUCAUGCUGUUGCUGGCGAUCGCACCUCUAAAACCGCUCGAGCAUGUCAAGAAAUACACCUCUGAUAUGAGUCCUGGGCGGAUAGAAGAGAUUCGCAAAGAGGCUGACACCAUCAUAGCCGCCUUUCGACCAGAUGAGAGUGGUGGUGGGAUCACCUACAGGGCAUUUGCCCGUACCAUUUUGACGUCCUUACCAUAUCUGUUUGAUCCACUCACUGCAUUGUUUGAGCAUUUGCUCUUCAGCGAGAAAUUGAACCUCUCCCAGAAACGACAAAGCGGAACUGAACCUGAGAAGCUUCGAGUCUACAAUUCUCACCCCAUCCGCACUCGCGCACCUCUCAUUCUUCUUAUCUUCGAAUGCAAAAUCAAUGAAUCUCUAUCGAAGCGGUAUUCGCCUCCAUCCGUGUUCUCCCUGCUGCUCAUGGGUGGGUCGUCCUUGACUUCCUUUUCACAUAAUGUUUUGACCUGGCAAUCUGCGAAUGUUCUUCUUCUGCAAGGUGCGGUGGUCGGCAAGGGGAGGAGACCGUCACCAAUCGUUCCGAUGCUCUUCCUUGUCUUUUUCAACUUUCUCCAAAACACCAAGUACUUCCCGGAAAUCCGUCUUCGUCUGUUCACCAGCAAAAAACCUCCCAACAGCCUGGUUCUCCACACACACACGGUCUCGCCAUUGGCUGUAAGAUUCCGCCAGCUUCUCGCAGUCAACACUUAUCUCCAAAGCCCCAUGGUGCUGCUGAGCCUCACAGUCGACGUGAAUCUCGAGUCUGCCGAGUUAUUCCUGAGCCAGUCGGUCACGAGGGCGUUUUCCUUCCUGCAGGGAACUCGUCGAUGGAGGAUGCGUCGGUUCAAGUUGCGCAUCGACAUUUACACGCUUGAAGUAUGGGGCGUGGUACCAGAUCCCGAGCUUGCGGCCUCUGCAGAACCUAGCACGAGUGCCGUAGAGGCUCAGCGGGCACAAUGGACUUUGAAGCUCGUGAGGCAGAGCGGCGCCGGAACAUCAAUCUCAAAACGGGGGCUGGCGAUUCGGCAAAGGAGAGUGCGCGUGGUUAUUGGAAACUGCGGGAGUUAUUGGCGAUCACGGACAAUAUUCUGGUGGGAGCACCUGAAACGCAUCAUUGACGCUGUGGAGCUUGUAAUAGAAGCCUCACACCGAGCCCUUCAGCUUCGUGGGAAAGACGUAUCUCUGAUGAAACUCAAAAAUUUUUGA
Messenger RNA from Penicillium oxalicum, 1911 nucleotides. Its product is annotated as Restriction of telomere capping protein 5. The record is from RefSeq and is a predicted model, not a curated record. Lineage: Eukaryota; Fungi; Ascomycota; Eurotiomycetes; Eurotiales; Aspergillaceae. Bases 1 to 1911 code for a protein of 636 amino acids. The transcript is spliced from 4 exons.